This is a messenger RNA of Carassius gibelio (silver crucian carp), 1188 nucleotides long. RefSeq lists its product as uncharacterized. The transcript has 2 exons. The coding region runs from base 364 to 1188 and encodes 274 amino acids. Lineage: Eukaryota; Metazoa; Chordata; Actinopteri; Cypriniformes; Cyprinidae. The record is from RefSeq and is a predicted model, not a curated record.
ACCAUUUACUGUACUGAAGGUACUUUGGUUUACUUGAUUAGAAAAGUCAAGUUACAUGUAGUAACAUUUGAGUAAUUACAUUUGAGUUACAUUUGAGUAAUUUUAUUUGUAUGUUUCUCAGUCAUCAUUGUAUUGUAUUUCUUUGUUUUGGCCCCACAGUUAUAGGUGUAUAGCCUUUUUUAUCUUUUUCUCCUCUACUAUGAUCUCCAUGUUCUCACACUAUUACACUAUAUGAACUACUACAAAGGCCUUAUGUAUAUGUUGCACAACAAUUGUAUUUAAUUCCUAUUUAUUGUUUUUAUUCCAGGUGAGCUCAUUGGAGUGCAGUACCUGUUCCAGCAGAUUGGUCAGGCACUGCAGGACAUGAACCCAGACUCUGAAGAGACGGCAGAACUCAUCGAGGAACUUAAUGUGGAGGAGCGAGAUGAAGAUGAGGGCUUCUGUGAUGUCAGCGAGGAUCACACAAUUGCAGAUCCCGAGGAUGUUCUGUCACCUCCCUCCUCCACUCUGACACUGGGUUCUUCCACCGUGGUCACCAGCAGUGACACGGCUGUACUGGGUUCCACAUCCCCUUCACUGGUCCCUGAUCCUACACCUGCUCCUUCAUCACCUGGACCCUCGGGGACUGCUGUGCCACCUUUUCCCUCUGAAACAUCUGUUUCACCACUUUCCUCAGAGCCAGAGGAUGCUGGUCAGGAUGAUGAUGACGAUGAAGAGACUGCUGUUGACUACCAAAAUGUCCCGGGAUACCAACAUGUGGACAAGCUGGCAGAAUAUCUGGUGGAGCUCCGGGGUCACAAAGCCCUUAGCCUGACCAAUCAGGAAGCCAGCACCAUAAUUGAACUUUGGCAGAACCUGGCUGACCAGGACAAGCAACGGGUGGUGUAUGCAGCUAGACACCAGAAGAGACUGCUGAGUGGACGCUUCAGAGUACCAAAGAGGCCCACUAAAACCCCAGGAGUAGAGAGCACCAUCAGAAGUGUGCUGGGAGCAAGCAGCGCACCUGCUCAGUGGCCUGACUGUUGCCGUCUGGUGGAAACCAUCUUCAUCAGGCUUUGCAAUACCCACCCAAGCCCCAAGAGAAAAGGCAAGGGAACGCUGUCGAGAUGGUCUCUAAUCCUCCAGGAUUACAUGAGGAUAAGGCAGCUUGGUGAUGGGGGGAACCUCAAUGCAGCUGGUGAGGGUUAA